AAUUCUCGCCACCUUCUUCGUCUUUCUCCCAACCCAGUUUCUCUACUGGAGAAAAAACAAAGUGUUUAACGUUGUUGUUGUUGUUGUUGUUUAAGAUUUCCAAAGAUGUUUUCCGGUGUGACGGGUCUCAUCAACAGGGGGCACAAGCUGAAGGGAACAGUGGUGUUGAUGCGUAAGAAUGUGUUGGACAUCAAUGCUCUCACUUCUGCUCAAAGUCCCACCGGAAUCAUCGGUGGCGCAAUCGGUGCUGUCGGUGGUGUCAUCGGCUCCACCGUUGACACUCUCACUUCCUUUCUCGGACGAUCUGUGGCUCUCAGGUUGAUCAGUGCCACCGCUGCUGAUGCAUCUGGAAAAGGAAAGGUGGGAAAGCAAACAUAUUUGGAAGGUAUUAUUACUUCCAUACCAACCUUGGGAGCUGGCCAAUCUGCAUUCAAUAUUCAUUUUGAAUGGGACAGUGACAUGGGAAUUCCUGGAGCAUUUUACAUUGAGAAUUUCAUGCAAGUUGAAUUCUUCCUUGUGAGUUUGACUCUUGAAGACGUUCCUAACCAAGGAACCAUUCACUUUGUUUGCAACUCAUGGAUUUACAACGCCAAAAAGUACAAAUCUGAUCGCAUUUUCUUUGCCAACAAGGCCUACCUUCCAAGUGAAACACCGGGUCCACUGGUGAAGUAUAGAGAAGAAGAAUUGAAGACUUUGAGAGGAGAUGGAACAGGAGAGCGCAAAGAACAUGAAAGGAUCUAUGACUAUGAUGUCUACAAUGAUUUGGGUGAUCCUGACUCCAAUGCCAGAUUGGCUCGUCCAGUUCUUGGAGGAUCCGCAUUGCCUUAUCCUCGCAGGGGAAGAACUGGAAGAAAACCAUCGAAGAAAGAUCCUAAAAGUGAGAGUCGCAGUGACUCUGUAUAUCUUCCAAGGGAUGAAUCAUUUGGUCACUUGAAGUCAUCAGAUUUCCUUGUUUAUAUUCUUAAAUCUGCAUCUCAAAAUGUGAUACCUCAGUUACAAUCUGCACUUAGACUACAAUUCAACCAACCUGAGUUUACUAGCUUUGAUGAUGUGCGAGGACUCUAUGAUGGUGGAAUUAAGUUGCCUACUGAUGCACUUAGCAAGAUUAGUCCUAUACCAUUGUUCAGUGAACUAUUUCGUACUGAUGGAGAACAGGUUCUUAAGUUUCCACCACCUAAAGUAAUUCAAGUGGACCAGUCUGCAUGGAUGACUGAUGAAGAGUUUGCAAGAGAGAUGAUUGCUGGUGUGAAUCCUCAUAUCAUUACAAGACUUCAGGAAUUUCCGCCUAAGAGCAAGCUAGAUAGCCAGCUCUAUGGUGAUAAUACCAGUACAAUUACCAGAGAACACUUGGAGCCUAACUUGGGUGGGCUCACUGUAGAACAGGCUAUCCAAAACAACAGACUCUUCAUUCUAGAUCACCAUGACACACUUAUUCCAUAUUUGAGACGAAUCAAUGCAACAGAGACAAAGGCCUAUGCUACCAGGACCAUCAUUUUCUUACAAGAUAAUGGAACAUUAAAGCCACUGGCCAUUGAGCUAAGCAAACCACAUCCUCAGGGUGAUAACUUUGGUCCUAUUAGCAAUGUUUAUCUUCCGGCAAACCAAGGAGUUGAAGCUUAUAUUUGGCUACUUGCAAAGGCUUAUGUGAUCGUAAAUGACUCUUGUUAUCACCAACUUGUCAGCCAUUGGUUAAACACUCAUGCAGUUGUUGAGCCAUUCGUGAUAGCAACAAACAGGCAUCUCAGUGUGGUUCACCCUAUUCACAAACUUCUUCUUCCACAUUAUCGUGACACAAUGAACAUCAAUGCACUUGCAAGGAAUGUCUUGGUGAAUGCAGAGGGUAUUAUAGAAUCAACUUUCUUGUGGGGACCCUAUUCAUUAGAAAUGUCUGCAGUUGUAUACAAGGAUUGGGUUUUCCCUGAGCAAGCACUACCUGCAGAUCUUAUUAAGAGAGGUGUGGCUGUUGAAGAUUCAUCUGCUCCACACGGCCUUCGUCUUCUGAUAGAGGACUAUCCUUAUGCUGCUGAUGGACUAGAGAUAUGGGCCACCAUCAAGUCAUGGGUGCAAGAAUAUGUGUCUUUCUACUACAAAUCCGAUGCUGCUAUCACACAAGAUACUGAACUCCAAGCCUUUUGGAAAGAACUUGUGCAAGUUGGUCAUGGUGACAAGAAAAACGAGCCAUGGUGGGUGAAAAUGCAUACUCGUGAAGAGUUGGUUGAAUCAUGCACCACACUGAUAUGGACUGCUUCAGCCCUUCAUGCAGCUGUGAAUUUCGGACAGUAUCCAUAUGGGGGCUACAUCCUUAACCGACCAACUCUCAGCAGACAAUUCAUGCCUGAGAUUGGAUCUGCUGAGUAUGGUGAGCUUGCAAAGAACCCUGAAAAGGUGUACUUGAAAACAAUCACAGGGAAGAGUGAUGCCCUUAAAGACCUCACCAUUAUAGAGGUGUUGUCAAGGCAUGCUUCUGAUGAGUUGUAUCUUGGAGAAAGAGAUGGUGGUGAGUUUUGGACUUCUGAUAAAGAGCCAUUGGAGGCCUUCAAGAGGUUUGGAAAAAGGUUGGCAGAGAUUGAGAAAAAGCUGAUCCAAAGAAACAGUGAUGAGAGUCUGAGGAACCGAUAUGGUCCAGUGAAGAUGCCAUACACAUUGCUCUAUCCUUCAAGUGAGGAAGGCUUGACUUGCAGAGGUAUUCCUAACAGUAUCUCCAUCUAAAGAGGUGUUAAGUGUAUCAGUGUGUUGCAGUCUAAAUAAAAACACAAGGAGAAGUUUAAUUCCUUCGUGUUCCUGAGUAUGAGAGUGUGUAUCGUGUAUGUUUGAUGUUCUGAAUUAUUAAUAAAAUCCUGUGUUUCUACUGUGUA
Molecule: messenger RNA, 2855 nt
Organism: Vigna unguiculata (cowpea)
Lineage: Eukaryota; Viridiplantae; Streptophyta; Magnoliopsida; Fabales; Fabaceae
Product: linoleate 9S-lipoxygenase-like
Biological process (GO): lipid oxidation
Molecular function (GO): protein binding; oxidoreductase activity, acting on single donors with incorporation of molecular oxygen, incorporation of two atoms of oxygen; metal ion binding
Source: RefSeq, a predicted model, not a curated record